AGAUCAUUUUCUCCCCUGAUUUGCUCCAAGCCUAACAAGAUGCUUUUUAAAUCAGCUAAAGUCGCUCUUGCCAUAGCACUUCUCGGUACACCGGCCCUUGCUAUCUCCCUCGAAACUGUCGGUACUGUCAUUGGCAAGGCCUUCGACCUCUACAGUCUCAUUUCAGCCGAAAAGUCCAAGACCGCCAUUACUGCUCGAGGGGUGCUCGCUAGCGUUGACUUCUCUGGUGGAUCAUCCCUAGGUGUCUGCUACCAUGGUGGUGGGGGUGGUGGAUGCACCUGGCUUUCGACUGACCCUAGUCUUACUGGAAAUGGCGAAUGCUGGCAAUCUGGAAAGACAGCUAUGAAGAAAAAGUCUAUGGGCUCCGGCUUCAGAAACACGGUUAUCGAGGUCCAUGCUGAAAAGCAUGCGCUUUGCAUUGAUCACUUGUCAUUCAGCUAUGGAAGUGGUGACAUGCACCCCUAUGACGAGAAGAUCAUUGUCACUGGAGAUAUGACAUAUGAGUGUGGUCAUCACUGGGCUUAUAACACCCACUCGACCGGGAACUACCAACACAAGUGCAUGUUCAUCGGUAACAUUGGGUGGUUGCAAUUCAAAAAUACCUACUCGUUCAAUGUCGAGAAACUGCGCACGUUCCGACAGAGUAUGACCUCAGGUGUGAUGCACGAUGCCAGCAAGGGCUAUGAUGCGAUGAAGGAUGUCUGCAAGGGCAUGUCAAGCUGGAAGAGAGAUUCUCUGCCUGGCACCUACAAUCGCUGCGAUCUCUAUGAUGUGCUCACCCCUAGAAACAAGGUCAGCAACGCCCGCUACGAUGGCAAGAUCCCCAAGAUCAAGAAAGUCAAGGUCUCAAUGGAACAGCAUAAGGCUAACCUUAAAUCUAACCCCAACUAUGUCGGCAAUCCGGUCAUCGAUGGAGUUGUCGAAGUCGAAGUCUAUGACAGCGAGUAA
Lobosporangium transversale is the source of this 948-nucleotide messenger RNA. RefSeq lists its product as hypothetical. The transcript has 2 exons. The coding region runs from base 40 to 948 and encodes 302 amino acids. NCBI's taxonomy places the organism in Eukaryota, Fungi, Mortierellomycota, Mortierellomycetes, Mortierellales, Mortierellaceae. The record is from RefSeq and is a predicted model, not a curated record.